AUGUUUUAUUCCGAACCGCUUCUGUCCAGGACUGGGCCUCUGGCUCGUGUCUGGCUCGCCUCCAAUCUCGAGCGCAAUCUCACAAAACCCCAAGUCCUACAAUCAGAUAUUCAGAGCAGUGUUGCUGUCAUUGUUGACCAAGGACAUGCCCCUCUAGCCUUGCGCCUCAGUAGCCACCUCAUGCUGGGCGUGGUGCGCAUCUAUGGGAGAAAAGCCCGAUAUCUGCUCGAUGAUUGCAACCAGGCUUUGAUCAAGAUCCGAAUGACAUUUAAAUCGACCAACAAUCAUGAUCUGCCAGUUCAUGCGACAACCGCCGCUGAUCUCAACCUGCCUGAAAUGCUCACCGUCGAGGAUUUGUUCUCCAGCAUGAACUUCACACAUCCCAUGAGCCAGCUGCCGGCCGCCAUAAGCGACCCAAGCCAAAAUGAGGAAGACUGGACCAGCUCCCUCAACCCCCAGCAGAGUGGUACACAAUCAAUGCUCACACCGAACGAAGAAACAUUAUACCAUACAGACGACCUGAAUCUCGACUUUGGAGACGGCGACGAUGUGGACAUAAACGAUACCACCAUCAGCAUGAAUGUUGGCCGAAAUGCACCAACCCCGCAACCCGCUGGCGAUGCAGAGCGUCUCCUUUACGACGACGAAGAUGGCCUUAACUUGGAUUUUGGUGACGACACACCUAUGCCGGAUCAGCCUCAUUCACCAAUGGCAGAUGAUAUCGUACCUCCAGUCGGUGAGGACGAACCGCUUGAGUUCGGAGAUGAUGAAACCCUCCAAUUACAACAAAUGGCGGAAGGCGCGCAUGGGGUGCGGGCCACAGAAACUCCCUUAUCAGACGCUAACUCCAACGUCCUUCGCGACCUCGAUCGGACGUUCCAGAACCAACAAGAAGAGGAAAUCGAAGAGGUGGUCGUCCAGCAACGUCAGCGGAGCAAGAAGCAGAAACCGAUCGCGCCCGACGUUGAAACCGUUCUCCACAAGGGGCAAAUGAAGGCACAAGCAGAAGACCGGUCGAAGAUCUUGCGUGCUCCCUCGCUUCUCCCUCGUGACCCUCUCCUCCUAACGUUGAUGAACAUGCAAAAGAACGGCGACUUUGUCUUGAACGCGAUGAAUGAUGGCCGGUCAAGAGACUGGGCGCCUGAGCUCCAAGGUCUCCUGUCAUUCGAAACAGUGACGAGAUCUGGGCAACUCAAGCGGAAACGAGAUAGCGGUAUUGCUGGACUGAGCGAAGACGAACACAGUGAAAAGUCUCCACGACUAGAAGGCCCAGGGGAUGCAAUGGAGGAUGAAGGUGUGCAUCUUGACGAUGCUCAGCGCGACAUCACUUUGGAUGACACGUUGCCACGACCCAUGAGCGAGGGUAUUCCAGGCUUGGACGAUGUUGUCGGUGACGAAGAUGACGGCGGCAUUUUUGGUGGCGAUGACACUUUUGACGAUACAACGGUCCCGCUCGUCCAUCCCGCUGACAGUGGCCCAAUCUCACUCGGCACGCAGCAUGCAGUGCAUCUCCUGCGUGACCGACUUGGCGAUGCUGAGGGCGCCCAUCCAGCUUCGCCAGCCAAGAAAUCCGUGCUCCUCCAAGAUCUCGUCCCAGAAGGCCGGACAAGCAAAGAAGAGGCCACCAAGAUGUUCUUCGAGGUGCUAGUGCUGGCUACCAAGGACGCAAUCAAGGUUGAUCAACCCUCGAAAGCAAUAGGAUUGCCCCUGCGGAUCAGAGCGAAACGAGGCCUAUGGGGAUCGUGGGCAGAGACAAGCCCCGGCGAGGACCCUGCUGCCCCAACAGCCUCUCAGCAAGUGGCUGCCUCGGCCUAA
This is a messenger RNA of Fonsecaea multimorphosa CBS 102226, 1815 nucleotides long. RefSeq lists its product as uncharacterized. The coding region runs from base 1 to 1815 and encodes 604 amino acids. Gene Ontology annotation, molecular function: protein binding; chromatin binding. The transcript is spliced from 2 exons. Gene Ontology annotation, biological process: synaptonemal complex assembly; mitotic sister chromatid cohesion; replication-born double-strand break repair via sister chromatid exchange. NCBI's taxonomy places the organism in Eukaryota, Fungi, Ascomycota, Eurotiomycetes, Chaetothyriales, Herpotrichiellaceae. Gene Ontology annotation, cellular component: cohesin complex; synaptonemal complex. The record is from RefSeq and is a predicted model, not a curated record.